AUGGAUUCCGAACAGCACCAGAGUUCUUCCAGCGAUCCUGAUAAGACUCCAUCCGAGAAUGACAUUUCGGAGUCAUCUCAACCCCAUCACCAGCCUCAGCGGACAUUCAUGCUCUUCGAAGUCAACAAUGCCUUUGGUCGCGACGCGCACCACUUCCUCUUCAUACAGCGUGAAUCAAAUUUAGAAGAUCUCGCCUAUUUUGGGGAGAACCUCUGUUUAGACAUCGACCGAGCCCACGGGACGGUUGAAGCCUUCGAGCGAAUUUUUACCGAAACAGACCUCAAGAACAUUCAAGCAUCAUGCCUGGAGAUCCUUGCAGGCUUGUCGGCCAUCAACGGCUGCGUGACCUAUGAAGCCAUCCUAGGGAAGAUAGAGGUCACCGCAUCGGACGGGGAUAUAUGGUUUUACGAUACCUUUGAUGACGAGUGUCCUCAAUGGGAAACGGCGUUCAACAUUGACAGCAGCCAGAUAAUUGACCUAGAGGAAGACACGUUUGUAUAG
Molecule: messenger RNA, 501 nt
Organism: Clonostachys rhizophaga
Lineage: Eukaryota; Fungi; Ascomycota; Sordariomycetes; Hypocreales; Bionectriaceae
Source: the annotation of a GenBank genome assembly